Messenger RNA from Helobdella robusta, 846 nucleotides. RefSeq lists its product as hypothetical. Gene Ontology annotation, cellular component: nucleus. The record is from RefSeq and is a predicted model, not a curated record. The transcript has a single exon. Lineage: Eukaryota; Metazoa; Annelida; Clitellata; Rhynchobdellida; Glossiphoniidae. Bases 1 to 846 code for a protein of 281 amino acids.
AUGAAUUCAAAAAUAAAUCAGUUUUCAAAAAAUGUAAAAAUUGAAAACCACAUUUUAAAAAAUAACUCGGUUCCAAAAAUUUUUAAAUGCCCUGAAUGUGGAAAGACAUUUAACGCUCAUUAUAACCUGAACAGACACAUGCCAGUUCACACGGGAGCGCGACCAUUCAUUUGCAAAGUUUGUGAUAAAGGCUUUAGACAGGCAAGCACGCUGUGUCGUCACAAAAUAAUUCACACCUCCGAUAAGCCUCACAAAUGUAAAACAUGCGGCAAAGCAUUCAACAGAUCUUCUACUCUCAACACACACAUGUUGAUUCAUAGAGGAUACAAACCAUUUAUAUGCGAUUACUGUGGUAAAGGAUUUCAUCAGAAAGGUAACUACAAAAAUCAUCGUCUGACUCAUUCGAAAGAAAAACAAUUCAAAUGUGAAAUAUGUCAUAAAGCUUUUCAUCAAAUAUACAAUUUAACAUUUCACAUGCACACACAUCAAAAAAACAAACCGUUCACUUGUAAAAUUUGUGGGAAAGGAUUUUGUAGAAAUUUUGAUUUGAAAAAGCAUUCGAGGAAACUGCACCAGGACGAAACUCAUGCCGAGGCAUUCAAAUCCUUCUACAACAUUUACGAUGAGCAAUGUUACGAAAUGAAUCAGAAACUGAAAAGCCGAUCAUAUAACAUGUUUAACAACCUGUAUCUACCAUCCAGAACUUCUUUAAGAAACUGUGAAAAUUACACAAACACACAUAAAGUUUGUGGCACGUUGAAGCCAUCGUCUUCAUCGAUCAAUCUGCAACCGAUCACUUUUAAUCAUUUUGAAUCUUCUUCAGAUUACCCUUACGUUGUAAGUUAA